Messenger RNA from Tupaia belangeri chinensis (Chinese tree shrew), 880 nucleotides. RefSeq names its product myosin light chain 3 (gene MYL3). The transcript is spliced from 7 exons. NCBI's taxonomy places the organism in Eukaryota, Metazoa, Chordata, Mammalia, Scandentia, Tupaiidae. The record is from RefSeq and is a predicted model, not a curated record. Gene Ontology annotation, cellular component: myosin II complex. Gene Ontology annotation, molecular function: calcium ion binding. Bases 56 to 649 code for a protein of 197 amino acids.
UGCUCACCUUCCCACUCGCUGCACCCUCUCUGCCUCCUCUGUGCCGAAGCCCUUCAUGGCUCCCAAAAAGCCAGAGCCCAAGAAGGAGGACCCCAAGGCGGCCUCCAAGGCGGCCCCUGCACCAGCUCCCGCGCCAGCCCCGGAGCCCGAGCGCCCCAAGGAGGUGGAGUUCGAUGCCUCCAAGGUCAAGAUCGAGUUCACUCCGGAACAGAUUGAAGAAUUCAAGGAAGCCUUCAUGCUGUUCGACCGCACGCCCAAGUGCGAGAUGAAGAUCACAUACGGGCAGUGCGGGGACGUCCUGCGUGCUCUGGGCCAGAACCCCACGCAGGCCGAGGUGCUCCGUGUCUUAGGGAAGCCGAAGCAGGAAGAGCUCAACACCAAGAUGAUGGACUUCGACACGUUCCUGCCUAUGCUGCAGCAUGUCUCCAAGAACAAGGACACGGGCACCUACGAGGACUUCGUGGAGGGGCUGCGGGUCUUCGACAAGGAGGGCAACGGCACCGUCAUGGGUGCUGAGCUCCGCCACGUGCUGGCCACGCUGGGUGAGCGGCUGACGGAGGACGAGGUGGAGAAACUGAUGGCAGGGCAGGAGGACUCCAACGGCUGCAUCAACUAUGAAGCCUUCGUGAAGCACAUCAUGGCCAGCUGAGCCUCCCGCCAGGGGGCCCUGGAGGCCAUGUCAGGCGGCUCGUCUCACACUCGUGACACCACAGCACCGGCCUGGAGUCACAGGGAGGAGGGCAGCGUGUCAAGGCUCGGGCGUAACUCUCAAGCUCUGCGUGCUGUCAUCUCCUGUCCCUGCUGGGCUGUGCUUACCUGUGACAGCAUCUCUGUUCCCCACCCCAUGGGCCUCAUGAAUAAAUGGCUUCCUUCCUUCCUC